This is a messenger RNA of Cherax quadricarinatus, 548 nucleotides long. The record is from RefSeq and is a predicted model, not a curated record. Lineage: Eukaryota; Metazoa; Arthropoda; Malacostraca; Decapoda; Parastacidae.
GUCAUGGCCGAGCAUUUCUCCAAAAAAAAGCAGUAGUGCGACAAUAUUUUCGGCAGCAAAGGAGAGAAGACGAAAAGAACAGAAAAAAACUUCAGUUUCAACAACUGGCUAAAGGAGAAAAGUUUCAGAAAUUGGAACCUCAGAGUAUAAAUGCACUGACAAAGGAAAACAGUGAUAUAAAUGAGUCAGCUUCUCAACAAUUUAGGAAGAAGACGAAUAGCUGGCAGCAAGCUCGAGCAGAGUACCACAAGAAAAUUGCAGAAAAAGAACAGAUGAAGGAGGAAUCAGCCAAAAGAAGAAAGGAAAUUGAGGAGGCUAAGAAAAAAUACCAAGAAAAGAGAUUACAUCGCUUUAAAAAGUUGAGUCAGAAAACUAGGAAAGGCCAAAUAGUUAUGAGUGGUAGGAUUGAGCUGCUACUUGAGCAGCUUGAGAGAGAAAUGGGCUCUUAAGUGAAAAACCUACAAGAUUUUAAUUCUUAAAAGCAUUAGUUAUGUUUAUAUAAUUUGGAAUUAUAGGUAAUUAAAAAUAAAGGCUGCUUGAAUUCUUUA